UAUCACAUUAAUUCAUAACGCAAGUUAGACAUUAUGAUAUGAUAUCCUUUGAAUUUUAGUUGAAUACCCCUGAUUUAGAGCAUCUUUAAAUAAAUUAACUUUAUUUAGUCAUGGCUCACACCUUAUCCCUUUAAACUACGUAGACCAUAAUGCAAAGCAGAUAGUGGCGUCACUCUUGUCGGCACCGGUCUGCUUCCAGUGUGCCACAGACAGCUGAGGAUUUCCAAACGGGGGUUCCCGACUCUGUACGGCCUCAUAUUAUCGAAACAUUGAAACCUACGUGUGUUUAAAUGGCGAAAACGUACGAUUAUCUCUUCAAACUGUUGCUCAUUGGAGACAGCGGAGUCGGCAAGACAUGUCUGCUGUUCAGAUUCAGCGAGGACUCCUUCAAUACCACCUUCAUAUCCACAAUAGGAAUAGACUUCAAAAUCAGAACAAUCGAGCUCGACGGAAAGAGAGUCAAACUUCAAAUUUGGGACACUGCAGGGCAGGAGAGGUUUCGCACCAUCACUACAGCUUACUACAGAGGAGCAAUGGGCAUUAUGUUGGUCUAUGACAUCAGCAAUGAGAAGUCCUUUGAAAACAUAAAAAACUGGAUUAGAAAUAUUGAAGAGCAUGCCUCGUCUGAUGUGGAGAAGGUGAUCCUGGGUAACAAAUGUGACAUGGCUGACAGGAGACAGGUUUCCAAAGACAGAGGUGAAAAGCUGGCUAUUGAUUAUGGAGUUAAGUUCUUGGAAACCAGUGCAAAGUCUGGCUUAAAUGUAGAAGAGGCUUUUUAUAACAUGGGAAGAGACAUAUUACAUAACCUGAGCUCAAAGACAACUGACAACAAUGCCGGAGGAUCAGGCAAACCAGUCAAGAUCACAGAGAAAAAGUCGAAGAGGAUAAAAUUCUUCAAGUGUUCACUCCUCUAGGCUGCUCGGCUCUACUGUUCAUGCCUCUCGUGUGACUUUCCUGUUUUGAAGGGGCUCCUGCCUCCCGGGCGUCCUCGCAGCAGCAGUAAUAUUCAGAGGGCCUUACUGCCAGCUGAAGCUCACAGGUUCAUGAGUGGUUGAGAUGCCAUCCUGAUCUGCUGCUGACCACCAGAGGAUCAUCGAGGAAUGAGGCCUGAAACGGUUUAUCCGCUCAUGCAAAAGACUUGUGCGUGAUCGUCAGCAUUGGUUAGUAGCUGGCCCUGCAGUGUCUGCUCACAGGAGGCAGUUAUUCUCUUGGCAUUUAUAAUACCUCUGUUAGAUGUCAUGAAAACAGACUUUAUUAAAUAGAAUAAAGUUCUGCAUAGUUGUCUUAUAAAUGGGUGAAAAAAGAAAAGAAAACGUUCAGUCUUUCAUAAAUUGUAGCAUUGUUUGAUACAUACUACCUAUUGUCAUAUUUACUAUGAUGAUGAUGCUGUCAGAUAGACAUAUCAAGCAUUGAUUGUAUGUGUUUUGUGUAAAUUCAUUUAUACUAAUAUGCCUAUAGUCUCCUGUUGCACUGGCAUCAUUUCUAUUUAUUCAUGUGUGCCUCGGUGGAGUCACAGUAUUGUGAUUGAAAAGACAACAAUAUUUAUAAAUAUAACCUACUGUCUUUUUAAAGGAAACGUUUAUUAAUGUAGGUUUCUGUGUCAAAAUGAAAAUGUGAAAGGUUGUUUGUUUCUUGAGAGCUGUACCGAAAUACAUAUUGUUAUGCGACUGUCAGUAUUUGCAUGAAAGUUAUAGGGAUACCUCUGAGCGGAUCAUUAUUAAGCACAUUUUACAGUAUCUAAAAAGAAAAUGUUUACAGACCGUAUUUGAAAGUGUCAAUCGUAUUUAGGAACUUCAUGUUUUUGAUGUUCAUAUAGUGUCAUAAUCAACUUACUGAUUUAUUUUCACCUUAAAAUGUAGACAUCCAUCAUGAACACAAUGACUUAAAGCUGUAAUGUGAAUGAUUGUAAGCUAUUGUACGUUACUCCAAUGAAAGUCAGUAAAGAAAGUGGAUCUAUAAAAGAGAGAGUCGUGUUGAUUUUCACUAUUCUGCACUGCCCACUAAUAUUAACUACAUGAUUGAAAAUUAAAGAUUUUGGUAACUGUU
Messenger RNA from Cottoperca gobio, 2046 nucleotides. Its product is annotated as ras-related protein Rab-8B. The transcript is spliced from 8 exons. Bases 291 to 914 code for a protein of 207 amino acids. NCBI's taxonomy places the organism in Eukaryota, Metazoa, Chordata, Actinopteri, Perciformes, Bovichtidae. The record is from RefSeq and is a predicted model, not a curated record. Gene Ontology annotation, molecular function: GTP binding; GTPase activity.